AUGAAGAUCGCAGAGGAUGGCGAGGACCGGGAACAGCGAACAAUGGACAGUCUGUUGCACACAACGAAUGGAAAUACCACCACCGCGUCCCCCAUGGCCACGUCCAUAUCAUCUCAUGCCCUGAACGUCUCAGUGUCACGAGUGCCCGUGUCUCUGGCAAAAUUCUUCCGGGAAAAAUGGCUGAAAUCGUUUGUGGAAAUGUUGGAAUCCCAUCAUGCACUUGUCGUGAAAGCACUACAAAAGCUCUACAAAUUCUGCAUCAACAAGGAAGGAUUCCCCGGUGAACCUCUGGCGGAGGCUCCAGAUGGUCAUCCUCUUACGCACACAAUUCUCGAUCGCCUAGGUCUUAUCAAACAAGCGGAGGAGAAAGCCGAUGAGGCCGAUGAGGACUCGGAAGAUUUGCGAUACUUGCGAAUUCUUUCAUCUACUGAGUGUAGUGCUACGGCAGAGCCUUCACCGGAACCCACAACGCCCCAAGAGCCGUCGCCAACGACAUCUUCGCGCGCCUCGGUCUGCCAGACCGUUCUGGCCCCAAUGGCUAGCCGUGGUAGAUCCACUUGGCAAUGGGAUAUGCAAUCCGUGCCACAGACGAGUUUCUCAUACCCGGGCAGCGGAUUUCAAGACUUCUAUCCUUCCUCGCGACCCUCGGUAGGCUCGGCCGAUUUGAAUCCCGGCGAUAUCUCGCCUAACUUGGAUCUUUCGUCCAUCUCGAUGAUAUCGCAGGAGUCACAGAGGCAAGAUCUGAGAUCUUUGGCCUAUUUUCUGGAUCCGCUCUGCAAUAUCGAGAGCACUUCCUCGACAACAGGAAUAAAACAUGCAGGUCGACUCAAUCACGGACUCGAAAUGUCUGAGACGAGCGCACAGCCCACGGGUGAUCUUUCAGGCGACUUACUGAGUGACUUUACCUUCUCGACGCAUGAGCACGCACUGUAUCAAGGCUUCAAUUCUGGGUGGACAUUUUCUUCGGUAUGA
This is a messenger RNA of Penicillium oxalicum, 972 nucleotides long. RefSeq lists its product as uncharacterized. The transcript is spliced from 2 exons. The record is from RefSeq and is a predicted model, not a curated record. Bases 1 to 972 code for a protein of 323 amino acids. NCBI's taxonomy places the organism in Eukaryota, Fungi, Ascomycota, Eurotiomycetes, Eurotiales, Aspergillaceae.